Messenger RNA from Sycon ciliatum, 2640 nucleotides. RefSeq lists its product as uncharacterized. Lineage: Eukaryota; Metazoa; Porifera; Calcarea; Leucosolenida; Sycettidae. Bases 437 to 2194 code for a protein of 585 amino acids. The transcript has 2 exons. The record is from RefSeq and is a predicted model, not a curated record.
CAGGGCGCACUCGUACUCGUGAAUGUCGGUACCUAAUUUGUAGCAGGCCGGGAGUCGAGUUGUAGCUAGCCCUGCGUUGUAGCUAAGUGCGCAACCGGUAACCUGCCAAAUAUGCAGGUAUUUUCCAGAACGCCUUCAGAAUCACAAAAUUUAUGUAACUGUCUGUUACUUUGUUGCCGUAGUUCUGUUGGCUUACCAAAUCAUGUCAACACACGAACUAACUGUUACUUGUUUUCGGUAUGAGGGAAAGGCUCCAUAAUCUAUUUCUUCAUUGACAUAGCUCUUUGGCGUCAAUCUAUGGAUCUUCCCGUAGCGAGAUUGCGACUAUGUUCCUAUGCGAGUUUCUUUGCUCGGAGUGGUGCUUGUCAUUGAGACCUAGGUACGGGAAACACUUUUCGUUUUAGUUUUCUGGUGAACAGAAAGGCUCGAAUUUGUGAUGGCAAGCGACAGCAGCAGUGAGAACAUUCCGACUGCGCUGUGGAAGAGAGUGAAAUACGGGUCCGUGUCGACAAGUGGCGAAGAGCAGUCCUGCGAUAGCUCAUCACGGUUGUCCGAAGAGGGCUUGCCACCACGAACUCCCAGCAAGCCACGCCGCACCCCGGAAGCGUCACGCAGAGCUCGGGAGCUGUGCAUUUUUCAUGCAACGUCCUUGGCCGAUGAUGAGCCUGAGCCUCAUUCCAAUCAGUUCGUGACAGCUGUUUCAUCGUUUGCGGAGAGGAGAAGAAAGCUAUCGAAUGUGCCGCAGGAGGAAAAUGUAACUGAUUCGUCCAGUGACGAUCAUGUGGUGGAGGCGGCCACAGGUGCAGAUGAUUCUGCAGCGAUGGACGGGGAACAUCACCCAUUCUCACAACAUUUUAGAUCCGCAUCAGGUCAUAGUAUGGAACCAUUCGAUUCACCUUGCAGUAGACGAAGUAGUAGCAGCAGUAGUGGAUGCAAUACCUGCGCCUCGCCCAGUGCUACUGCCAGUCCUCCACCUAGCCCGUCACCAAGCCAUGAAAAACCGAGGCCCAAAAAAAUGCCGCGGCAAUUCACCAUGUCCGAGAUGAUUGUUGAUCCUAAAGUUGAUUUAGCCAAAAAAAUGCAUUGUCAGCAGCUGUUAGACAAAGGUGAAGCUAGGGAAGAAUCACCUCUACCUACAGUUCGCUGUAUUUCUCCACCGGGUGCGCGGCAAGUCAUCAUUCGACCUGCCAGCAGCAGAACACUGAGAUCAGUAAGUUCACCGAUUGGUUGCCAAGCUGCACUUGCCGGUGUACCCACUGGGCCGGAUGGAAGUCCACGCAAUGAUGCAAAACAACGAAGUAUUUCAGUUACCACUAGUUUGGAUGGCAGAACAGGUGAGCCCUGUAGUUCUAACCAGUCGUCGCCACCGAUGCCUCGUCCAAGGUCUGCUAAAACACUAACUGCACGGCCAAACCGACUGACAACACUGCACCGCUCAUCAAGGUUUCAACGCGCUACUAGCACAAUGUCACUAACUGAGUCAACACCCUUUGAAGACGACACAAUGUUCUAUGAUGAGUAUCAAGCAGCUAAUGGGUCACGUCCACAGUCGCCUGAAACUUGUUCUCAGAAGCCGACUACAUUAGAAGUUCGACUGGAAGUUCAGAAGGGGGCAACAAUUACGAAUACCUGUUUGGAAUCGCCAACCCUGAAGAGACACAUUGCCAUGGCAUGCCAACUUGAUGAUUUGCUGGAGUUGAUGACCGCCUCGGGCUGGUGCCUUGUUAAGCUAGCAAAGCGUCACGAACCAGCAAGCGACUCGCCAAAGUUGACAAAGAAAAUGUCACUACAUGGUCUACGGUACAGCUCUGCACCACAAGCAAAUAUCUACGAGUGUUCGUUCCACCGAUGUGCCUUUAAGAGGCUUCAGAGUUUUGACAGCUGUUCAGCUGGCAACACAGGACGCUUCAGCCGAGACAGCACGGCGCUGGAUUUCUGUAGUCCGCCUGUGUCGCAGGCCACGCAGCAACGGUUUUCAAAUGCUAGCAGCGUCACAAACUCGUCCGGAUGCAGCGGCUACUCUAGCUCUAUGCCUGGGAAUAUUAGUGACGUGUCUUCCAGUGGCAUAUGCUCUCCCAUGUCCGAACUGUUUGGUGACAACCUUAGCGAAAAGAAAGCAGCUGAUUUACAGCUUCUCUUGCAGUUCUUUGACAUUCCUGUGGCGGCUAAUGGUGGUGGCUCUGCGCCUCAGUAGUAACAGCUGUCCUCUGCAGCUGGAGAGUACAAAGUGCUGAAGGGACACAUUUUGUUCACGCCUGAAUACAACAUGUAAUCCUUAGAUCCCCCCCACCCACCUAGACGGCUGCGCUCACUAGCUGAUCCCCCCCCCCCCCCCACCACCACCACCACACACACGUACCUAGAUAUUAUUGCUUUAUCCUCAUUCUACUGCCACUGCUGCCUUGCUAACUACCUCUAUAGAAUUUCGUAGCUGAGGCUUGCACAUUGAUAGUUUUGUACAGCGAAACGCUCAGGCAGCAACACUUCAAUUGUACAGAUAAGGAGUAGUAGAUCUUCAUUGCACAAUAGCAGCGGUUACGUAAUGUUUAGUACUACCCCCGCCUUAUACAUAUUAGGAUAUUUUGUUUUUGUAUGUAUUAAAAUAGUGAAUUUGUGAAUACAGAGAAUACUGAAAACACU